ACUUGCUUUAUGAACCUGGGUGGUCCUGUAUUGGGUGCUCGCGCAUGGUGCGCUGCUCCCACUGUCCUGCACUCCCUAGUGAGAUGAACCUGGUACCUCAGAGGGAAAUGUAGAAAUCACCCGUCUUCUGCAUCGCUCAUGCUGGGAGCUGUAGACCGGAGUUGUUCCUAUUCGGCCAUCUUGGCUGCCACCCAAUCGAUUGCCCUAAUUUUUAAUGGAUAAAAAGGAUGCUCAGAAGAAAAACUUAGCUCCAUAAUUUUAUAAGUGAGACAGUGCUGAAAGAACAUAUUUCUUUAUGAUUCUAUAAUUCUUAACCUUUGAGUUUCCUACUUCUAGUCAUGCUGUAUUGAUCACUCAACUACAGAAUUUACCACAAUCACAUGCUUUAUAAGGUACCAAGUAAAGUUUUGCCAAAUUAAUGAACUGGUUUUGUUGUGCUAGGGAAAAAACAUAUUCAUCAUGGCAUGGGAGAAUCAGACCUUCAACUCCGGCUUCAUCCUCCUGGGAAUCUUCAAUCACAGCCCCACCCACACCUUCCUCUUCUUUCUGGUCCUGCACAUCUUUUAGGUGGCCUUCAUGGGAAACUCCAUCAUGGUUCUCCUCAUCUACCUGGAUACCCAGCUCCAUACCCCCAUGUACUUCCUCCUCAGCCAACUGUCCCUCAUGGACCUCAUGCUCAUCUGCACCACUGUACCCAAGAUGGCCUUCCACUACUUGUCUGGCAGCAAGUCCAUUUCUAUGGCUGGCUGUGCCACACAAAUUUUCUUCUGUGUAUCACUGCUUGGCUCUGAAUGCUUUCUGUUGGCUGUUAUGGCUUAUGACUGCUACACUGCCAUUUUCCACCCUCUAAGAUACAUCAAUCUCAUGAGACCCAAAGUUUGUGGACUUAUGACUGCCUUCUCCUGGAUCCUGGGCUCUACAGAUGGAAUCAUUGAUGCUGUAGCCACAUUUUCCUUCUCCUAUUGUAGGUCUCGGGAAAUAGCCCACUUCUUCUGUGAGUUACCUUCCCUACUAAUCCUCUCAUGCAAUGACACAUCAAUAUUUGAAAAGGUUAUUUUUAUUUGCUCUAUAGUAAUGCUUGUUUUCCCUGUUGCAAUCAUCAUUGCUUCCUAUGCUCGAGUUAUUCUGGCUGUCAUUCACAUGGGAUCUGGAGAGGGUCGUCGCAAAGCUUUCACCACCUGUUCCUCUCACCUCAUGGUGGUGGGAAUGUUCUAUGGAGCAUGUUUGUUCAUGUACAUACAGCCCACAUCUGAUCACUCCCCAAUGCAGGACAAGAUGGUGUCUGUAUUCUACACCAUCCUCACUCCCAUGCUGAAUCCCCUCAUCUACAGCCUCCGCAACAAGGAAGUGACCAGAGCAUUCAUGAAGAUCUUAGGAAAGGGCAAGUCUGGAGAGAGAGUUACCUCAUAAACUUUAUGUUUUGAUGUCUGCUAAAUUAUUCUUUCUAAUAUCCUUCUUUUUCUAUAAAGUCCUAAAAAUAUCAUUGAUUGUGUGCAUUGUUCAACAUAUUUAUGGGCAGGUAUAUAAUUUAUUUCAGAUAAACUACUUUAGAUAUGUUUAUAUUCAAUUCAGUUGUGACUACAAUAUAAGGCAUUUUAAAUAAAGACAUUAAAUUUUUUUUAAUUUUUAAAUUAUCUUUUUGGGAAACAAGUAGUGUUUGAUUACAUUAAUAAGUUCUUUAGUGGUGAUUUCUGAGAUGUCGGUGCAGCCAUCAACCAAGUAGUGUUCACUGUACCCAAUAUAUAGUCUUUUGCCCUCUCCAGUCCCCAAUAUUUACUCCAAGUCCCCAAAGUCCAGUGUAUCAUUCUUAUGCCUGGAUGUCUCAUAACUUAGCUGGCACAUGUGAGUGAGAACGUAUGAUGUUUGGUUUUCCAUUCCUGAG
This is a messenger RNA of Pan troglodytes (chimpanzee), 1882 nucleotides long. Its product is annotated as olfactory receptor 2M3-like. Gene Ontology annotation, molecular function: G protein-coupled receptor activity; olfactory receptor activity. The coding region runs from base 577 to 1410 and encodes 277 amino acids. The record is from RefSeq and is a predicted model, not a curated record. Gene Ontology annotation, biological process: G protein-coupled receptor signaling pathway. The transcript has a single exon. NCBI's taxonomy places the organism in Eukaryota, Metazoa, Chordata, Mammalia, Primates, Hominidae. Gene Ontology annotation, cellular component: membrane.